Messenger RNA from Coniophora puteana RWD-64-598 SS2, 2871 nucleotides. RefSeq lists its product as uncharacterized. Lineage: Eukaryota; Fungi; Basidiomycota; Agaricomycetes; Boletales; Coniophoraceae. The transcript is spliced from 7 exons. The coding region runs from base 1 to 2871 and encodes 956 amino acids. The record is from RefSeq and is a predicted model, not a curated record.
AUGCCAGACCUUGAUCCUCCUCCUCGCACUUACCUGUCGACGUCUCAUAAACGUCAAAACCAAUGGCAACGGUGGUCGAAUGACGUCAUCCCGCUCCUCAUAGAUAUAUACGCCAAUUACAUGGCAGGGACAGAUGGUCUUCGCAAUCCCACUGCAUUAGACAUGGACCCCAAUAGUGAUGUGACCUGUUCUUGUCGCAAACGGGUCAUCCCAGUCUUAUCUUUGACGCGCCUUCAUCUGCCUAUCUGCCAGUGUCGGUCUGCCCCUGUUCGCCUGCUUGCAAAAGGGUUUUUUGCAUGCGCCCCGUUGACCCCUUCCAUGGCAGUCGAUAUCUGUUUGCUAGAAUUCGUACGGCUUCUCUUCACGAGACUCAUGCCAAACACAACCGGGUGGUGCGAGGCGUUGGAAGCGUUCAUGUUUGGUCUUCGUUACAAGCUAGAAACCCGGGAGAACCUUCGGAGGCGGUUCGCCAAUGCCCUCCACUGGUACUCAAUCCUCCGGCUUUCAACUCGAGAUGCUGUCAACCGCUUGAUCAACGGCUAUAGGCCGUCACUUCCUCCUAACGCACCGUCGGCAUAUCUUCGGUCUCGCUGUCCCCUUUGCUUUGAUGGAUCAGUGACGCGCGUGGAAGGGGAGCCCGAUUACAUUGUGUGUCUAGAUGCAUGUUUUACACAGAAGCGUACUCGCAAUCCUCGCCAAGCAGAUACGGACGAUCCAGGUAAUCCUACUGACACUUUUUUCUUAACCAAAGGUGAAGUUUCGGCCAUGGAAGAACGUGUGGAAUCUCUUCGCCCGACGCGUUCUCAAGGGAAGGGUACCGUGGCGCCCUCUAACGAUAAACUUGAAGAGGGUAUGCGAGUCCCUACUUCGGUUUUGGAUGGGUGUAAUGACGCCUUUGUGGCGGCUGAUGAAAAACGAACAAAGGCCAGUACCCGCCUUUUUGCCGAUACCGGACUCAUGGCGCUGGUUUGUAGGCAUGAUCGGGUCCUAUGGUUCUGCAAUAUGACGUCGCCCGGGGAGAAACAACAUUACGCCCUCGCGCUCCUUGAGAAGCUGUUCAAGCAUCUCCCUGCAAAGAGCACCGUCGGCGCACUUUAUGACGUUGCUUGUCAGUUAGAGAGAAGUUGUCGCAAGUUUGGACUCCUUCCCGCAGACAUCCUGUCGAGGUUGUCCUUCGCAGUGUCUGUAUUCCAUGCCUACGGUCAUCAGUGGCCAUGUCAGCUCGUUUAUCAUCCACGCAAGCGAGACGGGUUUGGUUUCUCAGACGGAGAAGGUUGUGAAAGACUUUGGAGCGCUCUCAAGUUCCUUAUCUCUGUCUUGCGAGUUUCUGGAUUCAAUCAACGUCUCUUCGUGCUUGACAACCAAGUCAGACAUCUCGACGAAAAACUUGCGCUUAAGUACGGCGAAUGGUUACGCACAAAGUGGGCCAACUGCCAGUCAAGGAAGGCGCAUGCUCUCGCGGGUGUACUAGCGUCGAGGAAGACCCGUGCGCAGCUGAGCGCAGCGUGGAUGGAUCAGGUCCAGUAUCAGACACGACCACUCCCUCGAAAUGUUCGUGCUGCGUAUGAAGCAGACUUCGCGAAGCUUCUGGCGCUCGAGAACACCGUAAAGACGCACAAAGCAGAUGUCCAAGCUUUGGAGCGCUGGCUCGUCUCCGAUAGCGCCGGAGAUCCAGUCGACAUCAAUACUCAGCUGAUGACGGCUCGGGACUCGCUCACCAAGUCAACUGAAACCUUGCGUCGUCGAGUCGCAUCUCUCGGCGCCCCGGCUCGUACUGAGUUUCGCAAGCUGAAGAAUGACGUGUAUCUUCAAGCGCGUAUGGAAGCUCUCGCCAUCAAGACUCGUAUCCGCGAACGCUUGCGCCAACGCAAGUUUGAGAUGUCGAGGGUUGUUGAUAGACCUUAUCGCCCAUCACAUAACGAGGAUAACCUUGCUAUGAACAUUGAAACGUCACUGAAGAAACGAGAGCCCGCUAUCAAACGUUUAGUCACGCGCUACAAUUCGCUAUGCUCCGACCUUGAGCGGAUGAUAAAGGUUGGCAAGGCACCCCGCGGAAGUAAGCCGCCCUCGCGGCUGGUCACCGAAUCCAUAUGGAACCUGGACGUUGACGACGAUAUAUGGAGGGAUGUAGGGUUAAUUGAAGACCUUGAGGCCCCGCCGGACUGGCUCUCAAGCGAACAAGUUCGAUCAGGGAUCCGCUCGGCCUUGGAGCUAGCCCGGUGUGAAGAGGAAGAGCGCAGGCUAUUGCGCGAACGCGACGGCAUGCAGAUAUGGUUUGCUGAUGAAUGGAAGGCGGUCAAUGAUGCAUGCGCGAGUCCUGAUUCCCACAUGCAUCACUUCUUCCGACGCCAAAAGGCUGAGUUGACGCUGUUAUAUUCUGAGUGGGAGCCUAAGGUACGCCAUAUCCCAUCUAAGGUGUCGGCACCAUGGGGCCCUAGUGCCGAGGAUAUUGCAAGAGUGCAGGAAGACGUUUUCUUACCAGAAGUUGGAGAUCCCGAAUUGAGGGAAACGCUACAGGGUGGGGGAGACAAACCAAGUGACGAGCAAUGCGGUGAGGAUGAGGAUGGAGAUGAGGAUGGCGAGGGUGAGGGCGAGGGUGAGGGCGAGGGCGAGGGCGAGGGUGAGGGCGAGGGCGAGGGUGAAGGCGAGGAGGACGGUAAUAUGUUUAGUGUUGAUGAUGAGGAUGGGGAUGACGGGUGGGAGGAUGACAUGGACAUGGACCAAGGUGAUGCCAUUGCCGCGCUGGAAGAUAUGGCAAUUAUAAAGGAGUUUGAGAUGGAUGACUCGGACGAGGAUUUCUUCGAAGAGGCUAAUCCUGCCUUCUUGCCUUCGUCUCCUAUUCUACCUUCUAGAAAGCGGAUGAGAACCUAA